Messenger RNA from Endocarpon pusillum Z07020, 3114 nucleotides. RefSeq lists its product as uncharacterized. The transcript is spliced from 6 exons. Gene Ontology annotation, cellular component: RSC-type complex. Bases 1 to 3114 code for a protein of 1037 amino acids. Lineage: Eukaryota; Fungi; Ascomycota; Eurotiomycetes; Verrucariales; Verrucariaceae. The record is from RefSeq and is a predicted model, not a curated record. Gene Ontology annotation, molecular function: chromatin binding; protein binding. Gene Ontology annotation, biological process: chromatin remodeling.
AUGGACGAAAAAGCAGACCGUUCUCAACCUGAAUACUCGCCUAACCCGGCAGAGUCUAUUGAAGUCGACGAAGAAAUCAAGGAAGAUGAGACAGGUGACGGGGUAGACGGUGUAUCACGGGAGCUGUACAAGGAGAUGCGCUCUAUUUGUGAUUCCCUCUCGAACCAUCGCAUAGCCAUCAAAGGGGACGAAGACUACUACCCUUCUGCCCUUUUCCGCCGCAUACCCAAUAAGCGAAACCUGCCCGAAUACCAUACCAUCAUACCAGAGCCACGGGCUAUCAGUACUCUCAAACAUAAAAUACAAACCAAGAAAUACACAAGUUUCGCAGAAUACGUUCGGGAUUUUGCGCUAAUUGUGCACAAUGCGCAGGUGUUCAAUAGACCCAAUUCCGGCCCUGUCAAGGACGUGCUUGUGCUCAAGGCUCUUUUCGAGCAGGAGCUGGCUCGGCUGGUUGAGCGAGGCCUGAUUUCCAAAGAGGAUACAAUCUUUCCAGAUCUUGGCGAGAUUCCUGAUGCUACUCCUGAGCCUGAUCCAGUAACCGAGGACGAGGAGGAGGGGGAAGAUGAUGCGGAAGGAGAAGAUGAUGAUGAAGACGACGAGCCUGAUGAUUCUGAUGAAGAGGGAAAGGGAAGGCGAAGGAGAAGGGGUGGCCGGCAAAGCGGAGCAGGUCGAAAGCGAGACAGAUCUGAGGACGCUCAAAAAGGAGGUGAUGGUGAUGCAAGAAAGAGACGCGGACGUCCUCCUCGGGUAGAUACGCCAAUGGAGGCUCGCAUCAAGUCAGUUUUGAAAGGCAUUCGCAAGUUCAGGAGCGAUGCCGGACAUUUGAAAAUCCUUCCAUUCGAACGACUGCCAGACAAGACACAAAAUCCUGGCUACUACAUCGAAAUCAAAGAACCUAUUGCAGUUGAUCUGAUCAAGCGUAAGGUGAAGAGGAAGAAGUACCAGUCACUGGAGCAUUUUAUGAAGGACAUGGAGGUGAUGUUUAAUAAUGCGAUGCAGUAUAACGAAGACGAGAGUGACAUCUACAAAGAUGCCAAAGAGCUCUGGGAGGAAGCACAGAAAAUUGCUGAAGCAGAGAGGCAGAGGCCAGAUACCGAAUAUCUGUUGGAGGAUGGCAGGUUACCUUUACCGAAUGGCAUCCUUCAUAACAAUGAAUUGUGGAAGGUCGGCGACUGGGUCCACAUUCAGAAUCCUAACGAUGUGACAAAGCCAAUCGUUGCGCAAAUCUACCGGACGUGGCAAGACACGGAGGGCCAGCAAUGGGUCAAUGCCUGCUGGUAUUAUCGUCCGGAGCAGACUGUUCAUCAGUAUGAGAAGCACUUCUAUGCGAACGAAGUGGUCAAGACUGGUCAGUACAGAGAUCACCACAUUGAUGAAAUAGUUGACCGCUGCUUUGUGAUGUUCUUCACCAGGUACAAUCGAGGACGACCCCGAGGACUGGAUGCAAGCAAAGAAGUAUAUGUGUGCGAGGCUCGAUACAAUGAGGAGAAGCAUAGGCUCAACAAAAUCAAGACCUGGGCAAGUUGUCUUCCAGACGAGGUACGAGAGAAGGACUACGAGAUGGAUAUGUUUGAUGCUCCCAAAAGGAUCAAGAAGAUACCGAGUCCUAUCAAACAUCUCCUCAAGGAUGAUGCGAAGGAGACAGAUGAGCUCCCAUCGCCUCAAUGGGGGCGUGAGAAUGCUCCUCCCAUUGUUGGAGCUGUCCAUUGCCAGCCUCGGGAUGAAAAUCAAUCGCCGCCACCGGAGCCAACUCCUCCUCCACCACCAACUCCACCUGCGCCUCCACCUCGACAGAUAUCCAACACUGUUCUUCCACGACAAACAUCAAGACCAAGCGUCGACAUCCAAGGUGACACUAUAAUGUCGAAUGCUCCUGGCCGCCCUUCCGCGGCGGCUCACGCGACUCCUCAGAUGAUUCCAGGCAGCGCCUACCACCAAACCUCGGCAUCACCUGUACCAGGCAUUGGGCGUCCAACCUCUUACCAAAAAUCACAAACAUCAUAUGGAGCUAGCGUAGUCCCGCACACUCCAUCUCAGCCUCUUGCAUACGCCCAGCAACCCCAAGUAACCCCUUCAGCUGCCCAUCCAAGCAGCUACAACCCUCCAUCAAACGCCCAAACCUUUACCCCACGUGUCCCGCCACCGAAUCAGCCUGUCUCAUCAGCAACGCAGGGCUACCAUCAUUCCACUACCCACCAUAACCAAGUCUCUCAUCGCCACCCUGAAGUCUACGUGAUGUCCGAUGCAGCCAACGCCUCGAUACCCCUGGAAAUUCGACAACAAUUCCCAUGCGAUGACAACGGCAGGGUUUUGUGGUUCACUACCCCUCCCCUCAACAACACUGUAACUCCCCUGAACAUCGUCUCACCUAGGGAUGGGAAGCCCUUGGCGCAUACCCCGGAGUAUCUGGCCGCGAAGGAAAAGCGAAAGAAGCUGAUCGAAGAGAGAAAGAGACAGAUCCAGGAUAGGUCAACAGCCGCGAACCAAAGUGCCGAAGCAGAAAACCGCACUGAGAACGAUGGCCAUCCAAGCUCGAAGCGCAGGAGAGUUACAGAUGUCGAGGUCGGCACCCUCGUCCUGCAAACUUUGACAGACCGGGUUCUCGAUGCGAACAAGGAGUGGUAUAAGUCUCAAUACGGAGACUGUGCCGAAGAGGCGGAAGCAUUCGAUGCUGUAAGGGCGGAGGAGAGGAGAAUGGAGGUGGAAGCCAAGAAGGCGUAUUUUGAAGAGAGGAGGAAAGUGGCGGAGGAAAGAAAGGAGAAGGAGAAGGCAAUGGAGGGAAAGCUCUGGCUGAUGGUGUUCAAUAAUCUUGUACAACCUGAGUCCUGGUAUGGCCUUUCCUUUCCACCAAGAGCCAACUCGCGGAACAGCUCACCUGGUGUGGAAGAUGAGGACGAGAACUCCCAUGUCGACAACUAUCUUCGAGAACUCACAAAUCCGGGUUCUCCGAAUAUCGACAUUGUUGCCAUCCACGGUCUCAAUCCAGGGAAAGCCAACCAUGGCGAGCGCACAUGGAGCAAGAACAAAUUCUUGUGGCUUCAAGAUGAGAAAUUCCUGCCGGGCCAUUUCCAACUGCCAGAAUCCUGCUCUUCGGUUAUAACUCAAGAGUAG